Molecule: messenger RNA, 639 nt
Organism: Topomyia yanbarensis
Lineage: Eukaryota; Metazoa; Arthropoda; Insecta; Diptera; Culicidae
Gene: l(1)10Bb
Product: protein BUD31 homolog
Exons: 2
Coding region: 114-548 (144 amino acids)
Biological process (GO): mRNA splicing, via spliceosome
Cellular component (GO): nucleus; spliceosomal complex
Source: RefSeq, a predicted model, not a curated record
UGUCAAGAUUGCUGCUUGCGAGAUCAACGUUUGCAUUUCAAGCUAAUAAACAAAAGUUUUGAACUUUUCGUCAUUCCAUCUCUAAACGUUUCCCGGUUUCCAAAACACUCAGAAUGCCGAAGGUACGCCGUAGCCGGAAGCAACCACCAGAAGGCUGGGAGUUGAUCGAACCAACGCUGGAAGAACUGGAGCAAAAAAUGCGAGAAGCGGAAACGGAACCACACGAGGGAAAACGUAUAACCGAAUCGUUGUGGCCAAUUUUUAAAAUACACCAUCAGAAAUCGCGGUACAUUUACGAUCUGUUCUAUCGGCGAAAAGCGAUAAGUCGAGAGCUGUACGAGUAUUGUCUGAAGGAGAAGAUUGCCGACGGUAAUCUGAUUGCAAAGUGGAAAAAAUCUGGCUAUGAAAAUUUAUGCUGCCUGAGAUGCAUUCAGACGAGGGACACCAAUUUUGGUACAAAUUGCAUCUGUCGUGUUCCUAAGUCGAAACUGGAGGAAGGUCGUGUGGUGGAAUGUGUGCACUGUGGGUGCCGAGGUUGUUCCGGUUAGGCGGUACGUCGCGAAAUUAGCUUUUAUCAUAUGCUUGGGUGGUUUGUGUGUUUGACGACUGAGAUUCGAGUAUAAAUUGUUUUUAUAAGAA